Messenger RNA from Odocoileus virginianus texanus, 1650 nucleotides. RefSeq names its product BCL2 antagonist/killer 1 (gene BAK1). Gene Ontology annotation, molecular function: protein heterodimerization activity; protein homodimerization activity. The record is from RefSeq and is a predicted model, not a curated record. Gene Ontology annotation, cellular component: mitochondrial outer membrane. NCBI's taxonomy places the organism in Eukaryota, Metazoa, Chordata, Mammalia, Artiodactyla, Cervidae. Gene Ontology annotation, biological process: extrinsic apoptotic signaling pathway in absence of ligand; regulation of apoptotic process; intrinsic apoptotic signaling pathway in response to DNA damage.
AGUGGGUGGGGCUCAAGGAACCUCCCCAUCCCGGCUGUUUUACUGACACUGAGGGAAGGGAGCAGGGGACAGACCAAGAAGGAGAACCGGGAAUCAGGGUGGGGGAAAAGCUGUGGGGGAGGAGGAGGGAGGCCGCUUUCUCCUGCGGAGCCCAGACCCGCCUCAGGCCACGGGCUGUGGCUUCGCAUCCGGCGGCCACUGAGCUACUUCCUCUAGAGGGAGCUGAUGGGAGCCGGGAGCCGCUGGCGCCUCUAUGAUCGCCGCAGCCCCGCGGGUCCCUAGGGCCGCGCUGGGACCGGCAGAGGCUGCACUCCAGACACCGGGGAUCCACUGACACCCCUUCCUGGAAGCCAAGCCUGGGGACCCGACCCUGGGAGCAGUCCCUGGCCCCUCAGGAUCUCUGGCCUCCACCCCGCUGGGCCAUCCCGGGCCUGGGUCAGGGUCCGGGGAGGACCUGAGGAAUGGCUUCCGGACAAGGCCCAGGUCCCCCCGGGCAGGGCUGCGGCGAGCCUGACCCCUCCUCCACCUCGGAGGAGCAGGUGGCCCGGGACACGGAGGAGGUCUUCCGCAGCUACGUCUUUUACCGCCAUCAGCAGGAGCAGGAGGCCGAGGGGGCGGCUGCGCCUACUGACCCAGAGAUGGCCACCUUGCACCCAGAACCCAGCAGCACCAUGGGGCAGGUGGGCCGCCAGCUCGCCAUCAUCGGGGACGACAUCAACCGGCGCUACGACUCGGAAUUUCAGGCCAUGCUGCAGCACCUGCAGCCUACGGCAGAAAACGCCUACGAGUACUUCACCAAGAUCGCGUCCAGCUUGUUUGAGAGCGGCAUCAACUGGGGCCGCGUGGUGGCUCUGCUGGGCUUCGGAUACCGCCUGGCCCUCUACGUCUACCAGCGCGGCCUGACGGGCUUCCUGGGCCAGGUGACCCGCUUUGUGGCCGACUUCAUGCUGCGUCGCUGCAUCGCCAGGUGGAUCGCGCAGAGGGGUGGCUGGGUGGCAGCUCUGGACUUGGGGAACGGCCCCAUCAAGAACGUAGUCAUAGUUCUGGCUAUGGUUUUGUUGGGCCAGUUUGUGGUACGAAGAUUCUUCAAGUCAUGACUCCUGGAGGGGUCCUUUGGGGUCCUGAGACCCCUGUGUGAACUUUGGUCCCAGCUUCUCCCCUCACCUCCUCUCCAGCAGGGGUGUCCCCCUGCCCCCCAUUAAGAGCACAGAAGCUUUAGUAAGUGGGCACUCCAGCUUUGGAGGGCCCCUGCCCAGGGGCAUCCAUCAGACUGCUGGGUGCUCCAACACUGCAUGGUGCUAACGGGCCCCCUCUCGGAGGGGGGCAGUGGCCUCUCCCUUAGCUCUCUGGGACCCCCUCAGCCAUUCUGCUGGGUGCUGGGGAGACUGAUAAAUUGGGGAAGCAAGAGGCUGGGAACCACUUCUUCCAAGUCGUCAUUAACGGUUUUAGCUUUUUAUAAUACCCUUAGAAGGGCACCCCUCCUUCCCACCAGUCUGCCCAAAGCCAGGACAUCUGGGCUGUGGGGGUUAGUAGCUCUACCCUUCCCCAGAAUUCAGCAGUUCUGGAAGGUUGAGCUUUAAAGCUGGGCCUGGAGCCCAGACCUGGCCCUUCCUGAGCAUCACAUUCCCAGGGAACAGGACUGGGGCGGGG